Anopheles aquasalis is the source of this 1308-nucleotide messenger RNA. RefSeq names its product endochitinase-like. Gene Ontology annotation, molecular function: chitinase activity; chitin binding. NCBI's taxonomy places the organism in Eukaryota, Metazoa, Arthropoda, Insecta, Diptera, Culicidae. The record is from RefSeq and is a predicted model, not a curated record. Gene Ontology annotation, biological process: carbohydrate metabolic process; chitin catabolic process. Gene Ontology annotation, cellular component: extracellular region.
UCCGUCAAACCAGUUAGGCCAGUUUGCAUGCGUACCGCGGUCAGUUCGCGAGGGUUGUUGUGUGUCGUUGUCAUCGUUGUGCUACUGCUUGGUGGGACUUCAGCUAGCGGCCAUCAUCGACGGCGACUCGUCUGUUACUUCACCAACUGGUCACCAAACCGUCCGGCCGAGUUCGCCUACGGAAUCGACGAUAUACCGGCGGAGCUGUGCACACACGUGACGUACUAUGCCGCUGGAGUGGAUGCGCAGAACUAUGAGCUCAAGACAGACAACGCACGGUACGAUAUUCUGCAGGAUGGAUUCAAGAAGUUUGCUAACCUCAAACGUGCUCAACCUGACCUACGGCUUUCACUGGCCGUUGCGUGUGAAGGGGCUGCUUGUGGGCCAUUCGAAACGAUGGCUUCAUCGCUGAUCCGACGCCAGAAGUUCAUCAUGAGUGCGAUGCAGUUUAUGCAACGGUAUGGCUUCGACGGGAUCGAAAUUGGAUGGAUCUGGCCUGGUGAAAGCCCGGAACGCAGUGUCGAUAAGGACAAUCUGUACCUCCUGAUCGCAGAGCUGAAGCGAAGCUUCAAGGAGGCAGGACAUGGUUGGGAGGUGGCCGUUUUCGUCCCGGUGAAACGGAGCAAGAUUGAGAAUGGCUUCCACCAGCAGCUGAUAUGCCAAGCUGCCGAUUUCGUCCAUCUGACGGGAUACGACAUCCGCGGGAACUGGAACACGUUCGCCGAUGUUCACAGUCCGAUGAACAACCGUGCCUUCGAUCAGGGCGAGUUCCGUGAUGCUAACGUGAAGGGAGGAAUCCAGCACUGGAUCGCUGCCGGUUGUCCUGCGGAGAAGAUCGUCCUAGAGGUCGCACUUUACGGACGAUCGUACACACUGGCAAACGAAACGGACCACUAUCUAGCGGCACCGGUAACGGGAGCCGGUCAAAAUGGCCAAUACACUGGCAGUUCCAACUACAAGGCCUACUUUGAGAUCUGCACCGAACUCAAGAGCCCCGGAUGGACGAUCGAUUGGGAUGUACAAGGCAUGUGUCCUUACGCGUACAAUGGCAACCAGUGGGUUGGGUUCGAGAACGAAAACUCCGUCACGGAGAAGGCAAUUUAUGCGGCCACGACUGGACUGGCCGGUCUCUACGCUUAUCCGAUCGAUGUCGACGAUUAUAAGGGCGUUUGUGGUAAAAAGUAUCCGUUGCUGAACGCACUCCACGAAGCCUACAAGCCCGAAAGAGCUCCAGUGAUCGGUGAAGAUGAUUUCAUGUUUGCCAUUUGGCGCUCCAAACGCUCCGCGCCAACAACAAUAAACGCUUAA